This is a messenger RNA of Planococcus citri (citrus mealybug), 1199 nucleotides long. RefSeq lists its product as uncharacterized. The transcript has 4 exons. The coding region runs from base 23 to 679 and encodes 218 amino acids. The record is from RefSeq and is a predicted model, not a curated record. Lineage: Eukaryota; Metazoa; Arthropoda; Insecta; Hemiptera; Pseudococcidae.
CUCAGUUGAUAUUGAACUUGUGAUGCUAGCAUCAUUGAUAUUAGUGUUAUUUUCAGGAAUCUUAUUACCGUGCUUUUGUUUGAAAUAUGACUUGAUUUAUUCUACAGAAAAUACGAGUAUUACACAUUCCGGUGACGAAUUAUGGAACGAACACGUGCGCAAAAAGCGUUAUGCCAUCUUUCCCGAAGGAAGUACAUUUACAGUGGCCCUUUGUGUCACUGUGAAAUUACUUACUCCCGAUUCCGAUAUAUUUACCGAAGCUAUUAACUGGUCAUUGACGUACGACUUACCGGAAAAUGUACAAGAUUAUGAUAAGAAUUUAUACGGAUAUUCACCUCCGGUGUUAAUGAGAAAGAAACGUUCUGCUUUGUACAAAAAAUUUGAAGUUUUUAUCAAUAAAUACGGAUACAAUGGUCGAGCUUGUAUAUUACGAUCACUUUGCGAAGUUACGCAGUUGUUACCUGAAAACGACGGUUUCCUAGAAGCUAUCAUUAAAUUACUUUUAAAAAUGCCACUACAAAAAGUAACUGAAUUUGAACCGGAUGAACAUUUCGAAUAUGAUUCCGCAUAUCGAACAGGCUUUAAUCGAAAUAAUCAAUGUCACGAAUUAUUUUCUUCUUGUUCCAUUUCCAUCUUAAACAUUUUAUUUGAUUUACAACCAAGCCUAGAGGAGGGAUAAUUUUUUAAUUUUCACCAAGUAUAAUAAUACAAAAUGAGUGGAAAAUACAAAUAAGGUGUACCUACCUAAGUAAGUAUGUACUUACGUGAAUAAUUAGGCGUCUACAUUGUCAUGACAUGUGGAUUUCUACUUACUUUGACAAUAUUAUGUAAUGCGGUAUUAUUACAUUAAUUAUACCUUGUGCAUUACUUCUACCUACUACCUAGUACAUACACAUUUUACUGUUGUUACUGAUAUUACCUACGAGUACUGUAUGAAUAAGUUUGAUUUUUUUCUCUCUUUAAAAUCACGUAGAUACGUAGUUUGUAGUUGUAUGUAUGUACUAUGAAGGUAGAAGGUACCUAAUAAGUGUAAUAUCGCCACCUAUCCAUAGUACAUAUCUAUCUACUUACAUAUGCAGUAUGCACCUAUGAAGACGUAUGAUUUUGCUUAUUCGUACAUGCAAUUUAUGUAAUACGGUUAAAAAGUCUCAAAAUAAUCAACUGACGUUAUAACAGCAUAUUAAAAAUACCUAACUUAA